CAUGUCGGGUGUACCGUGUACGUCAAUACAAACAAGAAAGAAACAUACGAUGUAGACGGCUGUGUAUCGUACAUGUUGCCGCCGCCCGGCAGUACCGCUCCGUUUGCUAACAGAGCUCCAUAUGUCCGAGGCCGGUCGCGGUGCGUUUCUCGCCUGUAAUCCGGAGCGUUAUUGCGGAUAGUGUUAGAUUAUUGAUAUUUAUUUUUGCGAAAGAAUACGCUGUCGUUCUGAAGUGCAGUGCGCGAUGAUUCUGUGAAAUAUGGUCGGGAGCUUCUCCAUCGAUUCGUCGACAGUUUAGAUUCAUUCCAUAAUCUACGAUCUGAUAAAGGCCAUUUAUCAAAAACUGUGCCGAUAAAAUGUGAUCGAGUUACGCUUUAUGGGACACGCGAAAACAAAUCGAACAUGACGUCCAUGGGUAUCGAUUAAUUUUAAAACUUAGUAUAUAUUCGGGCAUCGGUUAAAAUGCCUUCCAAUAGCCAGGAAAUAAACGUAGACGUUAAUUCGAACGAAAAUGGUGGUGGUGCUUUCAGAACCGAGCCCAAGGAAUUUAAGAUGGACGAAAUCACGUACGAAACCAAAGAUGCAGUCGAUGCAGACGCGAGUAAUGCCCCCGGUGGGCUGAACUCCGAUCAAAGGUUAGCGUUCGCGCUCAGAGACUUUUUGAGACCGGCGGAUAGCGCGCUGAUAGUGGAGACCCCGGCUCCCACAGUAGAGGAGAAGCUGCCCUACAUCGACGAGGUGGUGGACGUCGACAACGCGGUGCAGUCCGACGAGGAGCCGACGACAUGCCCCGGCACCGACGAGGUGCUGAACAACGCGGCGUGCAGGCUGAGGAGAUGGCGCGCAGCAUCCAGGAAGCUCCGACGACCGCGAAUUAUUAACAAUUUAAGUGCGAACAAUGACAGUAGCGGCGCCGUUAAAUCUAGUCAAAGUGGCCACACGGACCUGGCGGACAGGCUCCGGAACCUGGCGUCAGCCGGGAGCCUCUCGGCAUCAGCUGGCGAGCUGCUGUCGCUGGCGCCGCCCCCGCCCGCCGCUACCGCCCCGCCGUCUCCCGGCUGUCUCUUGACGCCUACACUCGCGGAUCAAAGUGCAGCUGAAUAUUUUGGUUCGAGUCCAGAAUGCUGCGUAGAGUCUAGUCCAAAGAACGAUACCUCGGCUGGGUACCCGGGCCCGCCGCCAGGGCCGAGGUACACCUUGGCCACCGAAGGAGCCCUCAGAGUCUGCUGCUUUCAACACACGAGGACCGUGGUGGACAAGAUAUUGGCGGCCAAGUUCUUCCGAAGAUGGGAGACGCAUGUGCUGUGUUUGUUGGAAGACCGCGUUGUGUCCAAAACUCCUUCAGGUCUCCUGGAGAAUCCGCUAACGUACAGCAACAUGCAGGAGGUGUACUGCAUAUCCCGGUGGGACCUCGCCAGGAAAUACUGUCUACGCAUCGUCAUGUCUAAUGGAUCUCUUUUAUUACAAGCAAACGACGCGUACACCCGGGAUCAAUGGUAUUACUCAAUAAUAUGGCGAAGAAAUAUGAUAAGAUAUAAGAAUUUCCUAACUAAGACUGCGCGAAAAGAAGUCGUUCUAAAGGAGCUAAAGAACAUGGUCGACUUUGCGAUGACAACUCCGCUGCAAGACGAAAGCGUGACUCGUGCUCCUCUACAGAUCCUAACUGACUUGCUAUCAGAGAACAAAGAGAGUCCUGACUGGGAAGAGUGGGCGGAGGCCGCGACGACGGUUGCGGCGCCCCUGCUCGCCGAGCGAUGCAUUAACGAGGAGCUCUGCACGCUGCUGGCCAGGCUCUGCCAGCGAAGGCCCAGGGCUGCGCCCCUGCCGGCUCUAGCGCCCGCGGUACGGAGGGUCCUGACAAGGAACGUCGACUUCGGGAAGGCUCCUAGCGCGAGACAGUUCGUGAAGGAUUAUAUACGUGCUCUCAGCGCGCACAACUCGGGCGACAGCCUGGUGCGGCGGUUCGUGGAGGUGACCCACGGUAACCGCGCCGCCUGCCCGCACCCCCGCGCCGCGCCCAACCUCGCCGCCGUCACCCUGGCCGCCAUAGACGACUACUACAGAUACCACCUGGCGCUCCACGUGUGCGAGGACAAGGAGCAGGAGGUCAUGUGCUUCGCUGACAUCCUGGUACAUAUGUGCGAAUACGAGGACUGGCUAGUCGUAGUCGGCAGUCUUCUCCAACCUGUGCCGUUCUGCCCCGCGGCGCUGGGCUGCCCGCGUCUCGCUCAGCCGCUGUCGACGGUGCUGAGUCGCCUGGCCCACGACAGUCGGUGUGCCGUCCAUACGUGUGUGAUACCCAGCCGGGCCGCCCGCCCAUACCCGCCCUCGUGGCUCCGUGCGGUCUCCCCGUCCGAACCCAUACUCAAACUGCCACAUAAACAGCUGUGCCAGCUGUGGGGUGAUAUGUUACAAAUGUUGCUCAACUGCUGCUGUAAAAGAAAGAGUUUCCUGCAAAGUAUGAGUAAGCAGCUGCCGGACUUCGUAAUAGUGGCCAUGACUGAACAUCCGGCAGCGCUUGAGGGUCUCUGCCUGAUGCUGGAGUGGGAGAUCACAAACGGGGAGCAGACGCAGCUCGAGAUCAUCGCCGCGCUGCAGGGAACAGACGCCGGACAGCAACACUACAGAGACCUGUGCGAGCGACAGCAGACGCUGCAGAAACUGCAAGCGCCGGGCGGGCCGACGCGGUUGGCGCUGCCGGUGCGGGCGACGGACGCGGACGUGGCGGCGUUGCUAGAAGGCGGCGCACUAGGCAACCUCGAGUGCCUCAGCCUCGCCUUCACCAGUGUAACCAGCGCAUGCGCACACCAUCUCAUCAAGCUCCCGUCCCUCCGCUACCUGAACCUGUGGGCGACGCAGUUCGGCGACAGCGGCGUGCAGUUGCUGGCUGAACACCUACCUCGCCUGCAGGUCCUCAAUCUAUGUGAGACCCCCGUCUCAGAUAAGGGCGUUGAGGCGCUUUACGGCUUAUCGAGUCUACGUCGCAUAAACCUGAACAGCACGAAGUUGUCUGCGGGUGCGUUCGAGGUGUUACGUCAGCGCCUGCCCCACCUGCAGGAGUACGACGUCAGGUACACUGAGGCCUGGUGACCGUCCCGAAUCCGGCGCCACCGCCAAACGGGUUCACACGUUACCAGGAUGGACUACGUGGGGGACGACUCCCACUGGCUAAAGUUUGAUCUCGAACUAUAGACGCCAUCUUGUUUAGCCGCCAUCUUGUUUUCAAUAUUUUCAAGUUUUUUCACAGCUAUCUUAUAAGGCUUUAUGUUCCAACGCCUUUUGAUAUAAAAAAGAUAAAAUAUAAACAAACUCCAUUUUGUACACGCGUCAAUUGAUAGGUAAUGUGAGAAUGCCAUUGAGAUACAAAGAAAUAUCAACUUGCAUUAUUGCGGUUUUGAAUUUGGAUGCAUUUCAGUGCAUUUAUCGUAGAAUCGUUAUACUUUUAAAUGUGUAUAAGUACGUCCAUGCAUAAUAAUAUUAUUGUCUUUGUCUUAUAGAAAUACACGUUUAAGGUACAGUCAAUAUCAGAAGCAUGUUUGAAUUUAAUCUCGAUUAUUAAUUAAUAUGUGUCACUAAAUUAUCUAGUACAUGUAUAUUGUUUAAGAAACUACUUAUACAAUUUUUGGCUAAAUGAAUGAUAAUAAGUAAUGUAUAGAUAUUUAUUGUGUAAGAAAUAGUAGAUAUUAUGUCUGAGAGAAAGUAAAUUUAAUGCCAUUAACUUUGUCUACAUAUUUAAAAUGUAAUUAAUGGGUAACUUUUUUCUAACAAAAUCAACAAUACGCUGCCUAGAUUCGAUUUGACCAAUAUUGUUAUAAUUAAUAUUGUUAUACUUAUUACUUAUAUAUUUAUAAAGUAACACUUAGCCUAAAUGUUUAAAAAUAUUUAGACAGAGGUGCUUUAAUAAAAUGAAAAUGAGACGUUUACACUCAUGUUCGUAAUAUAUAAUAUUGUGAAGUUCUUUUGUGUCCCAUAAUUAAAGAAAUUUUUAAAACCUUCGAAAUAUCUCUUUUAAAAAGAUACAUACUUAAUUAUAUGUUGCAUUGUCAAUAUUCGAUGUAUUGAGUAUUGACUGAGAUACAUAUAACUGCUAUGUUGAGUAAGACAAACGAUAUUAUACAACUAUAGUCUGUCAAAAGAAUGAAGAAAUUAAUAAUUUCUUCACUUUCUUGACGGACUACAGGUACCAAAAUUUUCAGACGGAAGGUACAAUAACGAGUCUAUAAUUAUUUUAAUUGCACAGUGAUGUUUAUAUAUUUCCACAGUUUCAAUUUGAAAUGAAAGAAUGUCUGCCAGUUAUAUUAGUAAAGGUCAAAGGGUUAUUAUUUUUAUAUUUAUAUAUUUACUAAAAUAUGAAAAUAAUAAGCUUACGUCUUAGAUAAUAAUAUAAUCUAAUAAUCCCAGUUUUAACGGCCAUAAGUAUUAUGUAAAUAUAAAAUAAUAUUAAGUAAGUACUAUGCUAUUGUAACUAUUAAAAUAUUGAUGUACCUAACUUAAUAUCACCAAUGGUUUCAAUUAUUGUCGUUUAAUGAAUACGCUUCUAUAUUUAAUAUUAAAAUAAGAUCGUACUGUUUAUUGGGCUGUGAGAUCGAUAAAAGUUUGGUAAUGAACCGUAUACGAACGACCAAGGUAAUAGCGUCAAAUAGAUAAAACAACUUUCGAACCUUAAAUAAAAGACUUAUUUUAUUUAUGUAUUUGGCGCUGAAUGUACCUCGCUAAGUAUCAAGAGCGCUCUGAAGUUAGCUAUAAGUCGCUGUCAAUUUAGGUAACCUUUAAAAUUAAAAACAAAAUGUAUAACUUGAGCAUUGUGUUAGUAGGCUUAAAUGGCAAGUUACACUACCAAUUGCUAUAUUUAGUAAGUAAAUGUUACAGUACUUAUGCAAUUCGUUCAAUAUCAACAUAGGUGCAUGAAAUUUGUGUCUUUAAGGGUUUUUGAAUGUGUGUUACAUAGCUCGAUGAUGAUGUAUUUAAACUAUAAAAUAUUUAAAGCAAAAUUCAGGAUACUUUAGUGAUCUCAUUUUUUCUUCCCCCGAUUCAGGAACUUAAUUUUGAAUACCCUUGAUAUAAUAUUUGUGUAGAUUUUAAAAGUACCAACCACAUAAUUAGAAUAGCAGAAAUUUUUGUUCGGCCUAUGGGGCCGUUGCUUUGUACUAAGAUAGAUAAUUUAAGUAUCUAACUAUAUUUGUGUGCAUACUUCUAAAUAAGAACCUAGAAAAUGUUUUGGUUAGCAAUAUACAUCUAAUAUUAUAUUUACAAAAGUGUAAUCAUUACCAACUAGUAAUUAUUAGAUAAUUUCUUACUGUUUAUUUAUUUUAUGGGAUGUAAAUAUUAGUACUUACUUUAAUGUUCAAUAUUAAAAUAUAAAGAGUUUUUGUUUUGUAUUUCUUGAAAUUUUUAUAAGGUACUUACUAUUUAAAUUACUCAUUACCUAUUUAUUACUUAGGAGUUAUGACGAGGCUACUCUUUCAAAUAAACAGUCAGAAAGUUCUUUGUUGAAUAUACCUUGCUGCUGACUGCUGUAUCAUAGGUACUCUUGAGUACUCUGAAGUUAGCACAGAUAAACAUGUUCAAAAACGAUUUUAUAAUAAUAUUUCCCUUUGUUCUUUUUUAGCGAUGCAGAAAAAUGAAUAAGUACCUAUCAUUUUAAAAAUAUUAAAAAAAAAUUGUGCAAUAAUUUAACAUAAGAAUGGAGUACUCUUCUCUUCUUUCAUUAUAGUUUAUUUUGUAAGAGAAGGAAUAUUUUUGACACU
Messenger RNA from Aricia agestis (brown argus), 5747 nucleotides. Its product is annotated as C-Maf-inducing protein-like. The record is from RefSeq and is a predicted model, not a curated record. Lineage: Eukaryota; Metazoa; Arthropoda; Insecta; Lepidoptera; Lycaenidae. The coding region runs from base 463 to 3090 and encodes 875 amino acids. The transcript has 14 exons.